This is a messenger RNA of Pterocles gutturalis (yellow-throated sandgrouse), 542 nucleotides long. Its product is annotated as paired box protein Pax-7-like. The annotation marks the transcript as partial. The transcript is spliced from 3 exons. The record is from RefSeq and is a predicted model, not a curated record. Gene Ontology annotation, biological process: anatomical structure development; regulation of transcription by RNA polymerase II. Gene Ontology annotation, molecular function: DNA-binding transcription factor activity, RNA polymerase II-specific; RNA polymerase II cis-regulatory region sequence-specific DNA binding. Lineage: Eukaryota; Metazoa; Chordata; Aves; Pterocliformes; Pteroclidae.
UUGCUGUAUUUAUUUUUUUUUUUCUUCUUUCCCCUUUUGCUCUCCAGUUUCCACCCCGCUGGGCCAGGGCAGGGUGAACCAGCUCGGAGGGGUUUUCAUCAAUGGUCGCCCACUACCCAACCACAUCCGACAUAAAAUCGUGGAGAUGGCUCACCACGGGAUCCGGCCCUGCGUGAUCUCCCGCCAGCUGCGGGUCUCCCACGGUUGCGUCUCCAAAAUCCUCUGUAGGUACCAGGAGACGGGCUCCAUCCGGCCAGGAGCCAUCGGAGGCAGCAAGCCCAGGCAGGUUGCGACUCCCGACGUGGAAAAGAAAAUCGAGGAAUACAAACGGGAAAAUCCCGGGAUGUUUAGUUGGGAGAUCCGAGACAGGCUCCUGAAGGAUGGGCACUGCGACCGGAGCACCGUGCCCUCAGUGAGUUCGAUUAGCCGGGUGCUCCGCAUCAAAUUCGGGAAGAAAGAGGAAGAAGAGGACUGCGACAAGAAAGAGGAAGAUGGGGAGAAGAAGGCCAAGCACAGCAUAGACGGCAUCCUGGGCGACAAAG